GUGAGCGUCAUCGUGCCGAGGGGCGGUGCCAGACCACUGAUGUGACUAGAUGAGUCGUCGCCCAGCGCUGACAUCAGACAUCAGCGUGCAGCAGCGGACCUGCCGCCACACCAGCAUCCACCGCCACCACGACGACGACGACACCCGCCUCCUCAGGAUCCCGACAUGUACGCCGCCCCGGCAAGCAUCCCUCCAGAGGAGCUGGAUGAACUGAAAGAGGCUUUCGCCAAGAUAGACGUGGACAACAACGGCUUCAUCAGCAAAGACGAACUCACCGAGCUCUUAAGGGCCGCCAACCUGGCUCUGCCGGGCUUCAGAGUCCGGGAGAUUGUCCAGGAUCUGACCAAGACCAGCGAGCAGCUCACCUUCCAGCAGUUCACGCAGAUCGUUCACGGCCUGAAGAGCACCGAGGUGGGCAAGACCUUCAGGAAGGCCAUCAACAAGAAGGAGGGAAUCUGCAACGUGGCCGGAACGUCCGAGCAGGCGGACACUCAGCACUCCUACUCGGAGGAGGAGAAAGUGGCCUUCGUCAACUGGAUCAACAAAGCUCUGGAGAAGGAUGUGGACUGCAAACACGUCCUGCCGGCCGAUCCCUACAGCGACGAUCUGUUCAAGGUGGUGGGAGACGGAAUCGUUCUCUGUAAGAUGAUCAACCUCUCUGUGGAGGACACCAUCGACGAGAGGACCAUCAACAAGAAGAAGCUCACCCCCUUCACCAUCCAGGAGAACUUGAACCUGGCGCUGAACUCCGCGUCGGCCAUCGGCUGCCACGUGGUCAACAUCGGCGCCGAGGACCUGAGAGAAGGCAGGCAGCACUUAGUCCUGGGUCUGCUCUGGCAGAUCAUCAAGAUCGGACUGUUUGCAGACAUCGAGCUCGGCAGAAACGAAGCUCUCAUGGCUCUGCUGCGAGACGGCGAGAGUCUGGAGGGCCUGAUGAAGCUCUCACCCGAGGAACUUCUGCUGCGUUGGGCCAACUACCACUUGGAGGACUCCGGUGCUCCAAAGAUCAACAACUUCAGCUCCGACAUCAAAGAUUCCAAAGCCUACUACAACCUGCUGAGUCAGGUGGCGCCCAAAGGGGACGAGGAGGGAAUUCCUCCCAUCAGUAUUGACGUGUCGGGAAUUAGGGAGAAAGACGAGCUGAAGCGCGCCGAGUGCAUGCUGGAGCAGGCGGACAAGCUGGGAUGUCGACAGUUCGUCAUGCCGACCGACGUGGUUCAAGGAAACCCCAAACUCAACCUGGCCUUUGUGGCCAACCUCUUCAACAAGUACCCGGCGCUGAAGAAACCCGAGAACCAGGACAUCGACUGGAGCGCCAUCGAAGGCGAGACCAGGGAGGAACGCACGUUCAGGAACUGGAUGAACUCUUUGGGGGUCAACCCUCGAGUCAACCACCUCUACACCGAUAUCGAUGAUGCCCUGGUCAUCUUCCAGCUUUAUGAGAAGAUCAAGGUUCCAGUGGACUGGGACCGUGUCAACAAGCCCCCUUACCCAAAACUGGGCAGCAACAUGAAGAAGUUGGAGAACUGCAACUACGCCGUGGAGCUGGGCAAGAAGGAGGCCAAGUUUUCUCUGGUGGGCAUCGCCGGUCAGGACCUGCACGGCGGGAACCGAACCCUCACGCUUGCUCUGCUUUGGCAGCUCAUGAGGAGGUACACGCUGAACAUCCUCGAAGAUCUGGGCGACGGCCAGAAGGUGACGGAUGACACCAUCGUGACCUGGGUCAACGACACGCUGACACAACACGGAAAACCCUCCAUCUCCAGUUUCAAGGACGGCUCCAUCAGCACCAGCAUGCCGGUUCUAGAUCUGAUUGACGCCAUCCAGCCCGGAUCCAUCCGAUAUGACCUGCUGAAGAUGGAAGAUCUCGCUGAAGAGGAGAAACUCAACAAUGCCAAGUACGCCAUCUCCAUGGCGAGGAAGAUCGGCGCCCGCGUGUACGCGCUGCCUGAGGACCUGGUGGAGGUGAAGCCAAAAAUGGUGAUGACGGUGUUUGCCUGCCUGAUGGCACGCGGCAUGAAGCGAGAGUGAAGACGCGAAGAAGGUGAAGACCUGAGACGUUGGUCCACGCCUAAGGUGCAUCUCGCGUUCAUACUCUGAUGAUGUCACACGAGCAACGCAGGAGAUGAUGCUCGCUCGCUUCACGGAUGUCAUCUCGCUCUUUUUUAGAACACGUUCCACAGGACCGGAGAAGGUCCGUGUCACUUCCUGGAUGAAAGUAAUAAAACAUUGGCAUUUUU
Doryrhamphus excisus (bluestripe pipefish) is the source of this 2240-nucleotide messenger RNA. RefSeq names its product lymphocyte cytosolic protein 1 (L-plastin) (gene lcp1). Gene Ontology annotation, biological process: actin filament bundle assembly; actin filament network formation. NCBI's taxonomy places the organism in Eukaryota, Metazoa, Chordata, Actinopteri, Syngnathiformes, Syngnathidae. The record is from RefSeq and is a predicted model, not a curated record. Gene Ontology annotation, cellular component: actin filament; actin filament bundle; cytoplasm. Gene Ontology annotation, molecular function: calcium ion binding; actin filament binding.